AUGGCUCACGAAAACGUUUGGUUCUCCCACCCAAGACACUACGGUAAGGGUUCUAGAAAGUGCAGAGUUUGCGGUACCCACUCUGGUUUGAUCAGAAAGUACGGUUUGGACGUCUGCCGUCAGUGCUUCAGAGAGAAGGCUAAGGACAUUGGUUUCAACAAUGAACAACUAAAGAAGGAUGGAAACCUCCGUGAUGACGUCUACGUUCGUGAUUUCGACGAUCAGCCUAAGUCGUGGCAGGAUGUCAGGAACACAGUUAAGGAGACAUUGAACCCUGCUCUCAAGGAUGUUCCUAGAGAAGAACUAGAGAAAGAUCUUCAACAUGCUGAAAUCAGAACCGAUUCGGCAAGGAAGAAUCCUGCUGCUCGUAAAGACGGCUCAUCAAAACAAGACAUUAAGGAUGAGACUACGAGACAGAACAAGAUCUCUCCCUUGAUCUCCAAGUUGUCUUCCUCAGCUCCUAAUGACAGAUCGGUUGCCCUUAGUGCUAUUAUGGUACUUGCUGAGGAUGCCAGAAUGAGAAGAUUGUUACUUAAGGAGCGCCUUGUUACCACCAUUAUGGAGCAGACACUCAAUGAUCUGAACGAUGAGAUCGUUGUGGAGCUGUUUGGUCUUUUGAGAAACUUGACUAUUGAAGAAGGGCAUGAGGUGGCUAAGCAUUUAUGGAGAUCUGACAUCUGGGCUGCUAUUGAGAAAGGCUUGGAAAAGAUUGAAUCUUCGUUCGACUUUAUCACGAACAACCUGGAGAAGAAGAUGGAAAAGAAGAGAGUUCUUAUGCUCUAUGACUUCACCGAGAACCUUUUAUCGCUAGUGGUAGCAAUAGCAUCAAGCUCAGAAGAGCUUUACAAUCUCAUCUAUGGGAAGAUUGACAAAGUGCUUCUGCUUGUCAUCCCAUUACUUGCAUUCAAUACACCAAAGCUCAAGACAUCGCUCAAGCUCUUCAAUGCGCUCUUGGACCUUAUUUACGAGUUUGCUUCUGAAAGCUCUGAUUUUGUUGAGCAAUUGGUGAACAACACAAAAUUCUCUCUCGGCUCAAUAGAAGAGGCAAUUAAAGAUCCAAGUCACGAAAAGAACCAUUUGGGCAAAAUCUUAGUUGAAGGCAUCAGGUUCCACAUUUACGAAGUGGAUCCCCAAGCCAGACAAGAGACGGGCAAAGAAACCGCGUCCCUUUCUAUACUUGGAAAUAUCUUCCAGACAAUCUCUGGCACGAACCUUGAAGAGAUACACAAACAGUUGAACACGACCAGCACAGAUCCCGUUCAGAAAAAACAGCCAGAAGAAGAGAACGAUGGGGAAAAGCCUAAAGACAUUGACGUACCUUUUGGAGGUGACAGUCCAGAGAAGGUUCAAGCAGCCGCCGAUCUCCAAGCCAUCGACGUGACUAUUGACCUUUUCACCAGCAUAUGUGAGUUCCUUGCACUCGAAGAAGCUUCUGAAGGUGCACCAGUUGACUUGAGUGAUAGCGUGGUUCUGUUGCUUCUAGAAACCGCGCUUCCUUCAUGUUUACAUUUGUUAAGGUUUGACCAAGAACACGGCGCUGGCUUGGCCUUAACAGAGAAGGUGUUGGUAGCACUUAACAAUUUGAGUUGGCUCUUCGUCUCAAGCAGCGCAAUUCCUGUUGCGUGGUAUAGCUGCAUUCCCGAACUUUGGGACGCCAUUGAGUCAGUUUCGGGCAAGGCUGAUAUUGAUACGCAAAGACUUUGUCUCAAUGUGUUAUGGGCAUUAAGCAAGUGCCUCGGGCCGGAGGUACAGAGAAAGGUGAAUCCCGAAAUGGUUGAAAGUUUGCUAAACAAGUGCCAAGAGGUGAUUGGGAACGCUUCCCAGCAAGAAGAUCCUGCAUUGGAAUUAGACUUUGUAUUGUCUAGUGUUGGGUUUGUGGGAACAUUGGCACAAACUAUUGGCAACGUGGAUGUUACUAGGCGGGCUGGUCAAAAACAGGGUGUUGAGAUUGUGGUUGAAACUUUGAAUCUUAUUUUCGAUAUAUUUGGAGAUGCGGAAUUCGAAUAUGACUUGCCCGUGUUUGUCGAAGGCGGGUUCUUAACCCGUUUGGAGAAGUUGGAACCUGCUGUGCACAGUUGCUAUAAACGUACAGAUAAACAUCGGGAACCGGAGCUUCGGGCCCGUGCAGAAGAGGCGUGGAAUAAUUUGAACCGCUUCAUCGACUACAAGCGUCAUGAGAGAUCGUAA
Candidozyma haemuli is the source of this 2187-nucleotide messenger RNA. RefSeq names its product 40S ribosomal protein S29. The transcript has 4 exons. Gene Ontology annotation, biological process: protein import into nucleus; translation; ribosomal large subunit biogenesis. The record is from RefSeq and is a predicted model, not a curated record. Gene Ontology annotation, molecular function: structural constituent of ribosome; RNA binding. The coding region runs from base 1 to 2187 and encodes 728 amino acids. Gene Ontology annotation, cellular component: small ribosomal subunit; ribosome. NCBI's taxonomy places the organism in Eukaryota, Fungi, Ascomycota, Pichiomycetes, Serinales, Metschnikowiaceae.